Molecule: messenger RNA, 1584 nt
Organism: Capronia epimyces CBS 606.96
Lineage: Eukaryota; Fungi; Ascomycota; Eurotiomycetes; Chaetothyriales; Herpotrichiellaceae
Exons: 3
Coding region: 1-1584 (527 amino acids)
Source: RefSeq, a predicted model, not a curated record
AUGGCAUGUGCCGACACACCACAGCGUUCUGCGAUUCCGGAUCUCGGCGACACCCCUAGUGCCCAAUUGCGCAAGGUCCGCGAUCAGAUUGUCAAGAACUUGGAGUCAGGGGGGGAAUUGUAUUUCGACAUCUUUCGAUCUUUGCAGAUUACCCGGGACGGAUACCAGCGAUUCUUUGACGGGGUCAUACGCGUUAUUCGCAACAAACACAUGGACGAUCUCAAGCGCGGUACAGAAGCAAGUCUACAACACCUGACUGAUCUGACUCUGCGGGCCUUUGGCUACAUUGUCUGGACACCAGGCUCACCAUGGCUUAUUCACGACGAUGAACUGCCAGAGGACGAAGUGAGAUUGAUGCAUGUGAGGGGCGCUGGAAAGGAGAACGACGAAAAUGCCAGAUUUUACCCUAUCUUUGAACAACUCUGGCUUCUGAUGCGCAACGUACUGUUUGAGCGCCGACCCCCGCGAAGACCAAGAGGACAAGCUCCACGACGACGCCGACAAACUCAGCCUAGCACACCUGCAACUCAAUUCGACCGCGAAGACGUUGGCAAUCUUGCAGACACCGAAUCAUCCUCAUCAGUGGCAGGUCCAGCGACAAUGACUUUUGAGCGUAACCAAGCAGAGGUCACUCGCCGAGUGGAGACUCUGGGAGAACGAGUUUCGUCUAGAAUGCCGCCUGCCACGAACCGCGUGAUGACAGCCGAUGAGACCGAAGAAGGGAUUGUCGACUUGGUCGUCCGUCUCUCUCAGAUCCGAGCCAGAAGCGACCCGCGCAUUUUCGCCGCAUUGUGGGAACAACACAUCAUGCGAGUCGAGGAGUUUGAUGCGAUCGAAGCAGAGAGAGAGGAAUCCGAACCCACUGCUGCGACCGCUUCAACCACCGGCGAUUUCGGAAAAGACCCAAACGCCUCCCAAUCUCACGAACCAUGGAUCUCUAGGGGCAAUCCGAUCGAGCCUGUUUUUCUCGACUCUACUCUCCUGCGACCGAUCCGCCCGUCAGUCAUGUCUGUCUACAUCAGUGUUCACCACGUCGCCUCACCUGUCUUGCUCCCGGAGAACAUCAAUCUAGUCCUCAACCCGACCGCAGCUGCUUCGGACGUGUCGCAGCAAGCGUACCACUGGCUCGACGCCCCGGUGGAGGAACAUACCAUGCACCGCUUCUUCACCGGCAUCAACUGGCGAAUCAAGGACCAUGCCUCCAAGAUUCUUGGCUACGUGUUCAGCUAUGGUUGGAACGACGCGCUGCGCUUCGUCUCUACUGGUCGUCUCGAGUUUCGUGGUCUCGCCGAGUUGGACUAUAAGGUGGCACAAGAGCAAGGAACCGAGAACGGUGGAAAUGAGGACGCGAUGGACGUUGACGACUGUACCGCAAACGCGAAAGGCAAAGGGAAAGCCAAAGCGAGAGCCACAAAGGAAUCCAAGGUCUCCCAGUCCGUCGAAUUUCACCUGGUGCAGUACCGCUUCCUCGGCAUGGGCUGGCAGCAACUCCAAGAAGACCUGGCUCAUGCGGCAAAGAACGGCGUCCGAAUCUACAGAAUGAAGGUCGGUGUCAUCGCUCUCGCACAAACUGCUGAGGCGUAG